Molecule: messenger RNA, 429 nt
Organism: Fraxinus pennsylvanica
Lineage: Eukaryota; Viridiplantae; Streptophyta; Magnoliopsida; Lamiales; Oleaceae
Source: the annotation of a GenBank genome assembly
AUGGAAGAAGAAUUCUUGCAAGGAAAAGCAGUGGACAUCAGCUUGAAAGAUCUGUCAAAGAAACUAGAAGAAUUUGCAAAGGCUAGAGACUGGGAAAAGUACCACAGCCCAAGACAUUUACUCCUUGCUAUGUUUUUACAAAAUGACAACACUGGCUGCACCAUCAAUACAUGGAGACAUUUACUUUGGUCAUGCUAUCUCAAAGGAAGUCGUCUUUUGGCAUACAUACAAGUACUGGUUGGUGAAGUAGGAGAGCUAUCGGAGAUAUUUCAAUGGAGGGGAGAGGUGGACAAAGGGUUGCCAAAUUGGGAGGAAUCAGAUAAAGAGCAUCUUGGUGAAGAAUUAUCUGAUGUUCUUCUGUAUCUCAUCAGGUUGGCUGAUAUAUGUGGCAUUGAUCUUGGUGAGGCUGCUGCAAAAAAAGAUCGCUAA